AAAAAGCGAGGGCGGCCAAAAAUCCUAGAGCCGGCCCAGCUGGGGAUGGCUCUCUCUGAAGUCGCCGGGAAGAUGGCUUCAUGCACAACUUCUGAACUGCUAUCAAUGCGCCGUGCUUCAACACCUCAACUAGCAUUUGCUGGGAGGGCAGGGGAACGAGCUGCUCCCCUUUAGCGUCAGUCAAAGCCUGCUGCUUUGCUGGCUCUCAAAGGAGGGGUGUGCAAAAUAUGUGUGCGCAGGCAACCUGCUUUCCAGCUGCUCUAUUUUUCCCAUUCACCCUCCCUUACCAGCUGUAAGGAUGGGCCUAAAUAGAUCAGUCCUCUGCCCUAAAGCCAGUAGCAUCCGGUUUGCUGUCACUUCUUGCUGGGUGGUGGGGGUGGCACAUAGGGGGAAAGGCUGCCCACAGAGCUCUGAAUCCUUCCGAGUUGAAUACAAAGAAAAUGAUCUGAUGCUGCUUAAGAUUUCCAGCUGUGUCGUUCAAAAUAGGUGACUAAUGUUUGCCUCUGAACUCUGGCUGGAAUCUGGAUCCUCUGGUUCACGUUUUUAUUGUGCGGGCUGGAAACUUUCAGACUUAUCUGCAACGGCCUUUGAUCACAAGGAAGUACCUGCUUGAGGCUGUUUUUAGACAAGUGAGAGGCAAUAAAGAUACAGCAUUUCCUGAGUGGCACAAUGAUGACCCCAUUCCCCUGUGUUUUGUGCCCCUCAGGGGAAUGGGGAGUUGUACUGCCAUGCAUGUGGCUAAUGCAAAGGUUUUGCUAGUAAUGAGUCUUAAAUACCUCGGGUGUGGGGUUUUAGGAACAGCUCCUGACCUUGUGUGAUCCUAGACAACAAGUCACUUCUUCUCUACACCCUUCUGAUUCCCCUCUUACCUUUCCUCUGUCAGGUUUUGUCUAUUUAGGCAGGGCGCUCUUCAGGGCAGGGCUUGUCUCUUCCUAUAUUUAUGUACAGUGCUAGUCAAGGGGGCUCCAAUCUCAGAUGGGGCCUCUAGUUGCUACAUCAUACAAAUGAUGAUGAUGAUAACACCAGGGAGAGGAAGUCACCUGUAGGUCUGAAAUUCCUGUAGUGCAGAGUAAAUGACACUGAGAGUUGGAGCCCCACCCCUCCAGGACAGAAAGUCAGAACCCCACUUCCUCCAAUCUGCUAAUCAGCAGAGCUAAGCCAGCAUGGAGGAGCUUUUUGGCCAAGAGCAAAGCAGAUUAACUUCACCCCUGAAGUAAAGGCGGCAACAGGGAAGGAACUGUAACUGAGUCAUAGUUUGGUGGUUGGUCUGCUCCUGGGAUGGCAUAGUUUACUCAGGGCAAAUUGUAAGGGUAACCUCUGGCUACGACACCCAUUUAUUCACUUAUUUAACAGCUUGCUUCUGGUUUCACCUUCCUUUUUCAGUACUCUUUCAGUAAGCCUGCUCAAACAGAGGUAAACAAGGUUUAAUUCUUCUCCGUCAAUCUCCAUGCACUUGUCUAGGCUAAGAAACAAAGCCAGCUUGGACAAAACACGGCCCUUUCUGACUGGUGUGGAAAAUGACUGUCCCACUGUUGUAGAUGAAGCCGAACAAGUUCAACACCUGCCAUAAGCCAGCCUGGCCAAUCGCUAAUUCUAGCAGGGGUUGGCUGCAUCGGUUGGGCCUCACUCGUGUUGCACCACUGAUGGCUUGCUACUCAGAGCAGAAGCAGAGGAGUGAAUGAAUUGGGGCAUGAGCACAGGGAGGCCACACUUUGUAUCCAGCAGCCAUGCUCCGCCAAGGACUGCGGCUCUAUGGGAAGUGGUGCCGUUUUUCUCGCCCCAUUACUCAGCUGCUUACCUUAACUGUGGUGACGUUUGGCGUGUUGGCUCCCUUGAUUUGCCACCGGCUCCUCCACUCCUAUUUUUACUUACGCCACUGGCAUCUGAACCCCAUGAGCCAGGAGUUCCUGGAGCAGAACCAGGAGGAUGGCCAGGCCGCCCUCCGUUACUUCGAGGACCUGCGGACUCCUAACUCCUCGGAGAUCUCAGGCGACAAGGCCCUCAGACCGUGGCUGCUCAUCACUAUCAUCACCGUGCAGAGGCGGAACGAGUUCCACUACGUCCUGCAGGUGGCUUCCCGCUUCCACCGCCUCCUCCAGCAGUGUGGCCCUCACUGCCGGAGCCACCAGAUCUUUCUCUGUAACGUGGAGCAGGAGCCAGGCAGCCACCAGGAUGCCAGGCUGUUGGGUACCUUCUUUGCAAUGGUCAGCCGUUACAAAAACUGGGAGGACCCCAAUGCCUCAGUGAACCAGUUUGAGAAGGAGAAGCGGGACUAUGCCUUCUGCCUGGAGCAGUCGCUGUUGGCCUACAGUCCAGAGUACGUCCUUCUGGUGGAAGACGAUGCUGUUCCCGAAGAGGAGAUAUUCCCUGUCCUUCAGCACCUGCUGUUGGCACGGCUCUCAAAGCCACACCUCAAAGAUGCCCUCUACCUGAAGCUGUACCAUCCCGAGCGGCUUCAGCGCUAUAUCAACCCGGAGCCCAUGAGGAUCCUGGAGUGGCUCGGCCUGGGCAUGUUUCUGGGCCCUCUGCUGAGCUCUGUGUACUCCUGGGUGUCUGGCCGCCCAAGCCUUACCUGGCCCAUUGUCCUGUUUUUUGCCUUGUACAGCAUGGCACUCGCAGAGCUGGUGGGGCGCCACUACCUGCUGGAGCUGCGCCGGCUGGCUCCAGCACUCUACAACGUGGUGCCAGCCACUGAGUGCUGCACGCCUGCCAUGCUGUUCUCCGCCCCUUCCGCCCGCCGUGUCUUGGGUUACCUUCAGGAGCUGCACUGCCGUCGGGGCUUUGCCAAGGACAUUGCACUCUACUCGCUGUUGCGCACCAAGGGUGAGAAGGCCUACGUGGUGGAGCCCAAUCUCAUCAUGCACGUGGGGAUGUUUUCCAGCCUCAGGCCAAAUGACAGCCCUAAACUACUGUGACCCACCGAGAAAUGCCCUUAUGGAAAGGCUGGGAGGAGCCAAGGGAGCCUUGUCUGUGGACAGACAUAGCAGGUGUGACUUCAGAUAGCAUGCCAGUUGCAACUGUACUCAGAACUACUGGCGCCACCUAGUGGAGGGAAAGGAACUUAAAAAAAAAAAGUUUACUUAAACCUGUAGAUCCAUUAUUUAUUUUAUAAUGAAGUGAAAAGAGGGUGGAGGUUUUCAGGGAAGGGGAGAGUUUGCUACUAUCCUUAGUAAUUUUUGCGGGGGAGACCCCCCAAUACGCACGCGCGCGCGCACACACACACACACACACACACUGGCCAUUUGCACAUAAAUGUGCCUCCUACAGCAGUGUCCAAGAAACCAGUCUCUGGUAUCACAGACCCAAGACAGUUUGGCUGUAUCAGCUGUUGUUUGAGAUCUCCUUUGUCUUUUUAGCUGCCCCAUCCAACCCCCCCACCACACACACACACACACACUCGUCCUUCCUCACCUACAAUGGCCUUGUCUCAAUUCCUUCCACACUAGUCAACGCCACUCCUGUGGUCACAUAUAUCCCAGUCUCAAGGCACUGGAAAUGCUAGCCAGGGUAAGUGCAUCAGGCUCAAGCUGACCUAGGAGGAAGUAUGGAGCUGGAGAAUAGCCCCAGUUUCCCCCAACCUUCUCCACGUCUUACCCCAACAAUCUGUUCAUCUCCUCAAAUAAAAACAUGAAGAGACCUUUACAAGAGGCAUGAUGCAUAUAAUGAGCCCCUUACCCCAGAUUCUGCACAUGGUUCUGGGAACAUGUUUCAUGCUGCUUCAGCUCCUCCGGGUCUUCUCCUUUGUGGAUAACACACCUCUUCCCCCAUAGCUCUCCUUUCACCUUGGAGCAGAGGAGCAUUGCCAGCAGAUUGAGGGAAGUGAUUAUUCCCCUCUAUUCGGCACUGGUGAGGCCACAUCUGGAGUAUUACGUCCAGUUUUGGGGCCCCCACUACAGAAAGGAUGUGGACAAAUUGGAGAGAGUCCAGCGGAGGGCAACGAAAAUGAUCAGGGGGCUGGGGCACAUGACUUACAAGGAGAGGCUGAGGGAACUGGGCUUGUUUAGUCUGCAGAAGAGAAGAGUGAGGAGGCAUUUGAUAGCAGCCUUCAACUACCGGAAGGGGAGUUCCAAAGAGGAUGGAGCUCGGCUGUUCUCAGUGCUGGCAGAUGACAGAACAAGGAGCAAUGGUCUCAAGUUUCAGUGGGGGAGGUCUAGUUUGGAUAUUAGGAAAAACUAUGUCACUAGGAGGGUGGUGAAGCACUGGAAUGGGUUGCCUAGGGAGGUGGUGGAAUCUCCAUCCUUAGAGGUUUUUAAGGCCUGGCUUGACAAAGCCCUUGCUGGGAUGAUUUAGUUGGCGUUGGCCCUGCUUUGAGCAGGGGGUUGACUAAAUGACCUCCUGAGGUCUCUUCUAACCCUAAUCUUCUGUGAGUCUAUGAUCUGAAACACAAAGUCCAUGUUCUUCCCCUUUGCUUCAGCUUCCCCAAACAACCUCCAGCUCGCUGUAUGUGGCUUGGAUUCGCUGACCCACGCACGUACUCACACACACCCGCACAGCCUCACAUCAGAACAACCUUUGAGAUUGCACAUACAGCUACCUCUCAUAGGUGAGGAAGAGCACAUUCCCCAUUUAGGCCCUGAUCCUGUAUCACCAGGAGCUCACUCAUUAACUUUAUUGAGUGCAAGCCCUUUAAACUGGCCCUAGAUGUGUUGCCACCUAUCCUGAUUGUCCAUGGAUUCUACCUGCAACAUCGAGAAGCUCCAGUUUGCCUUGGGCAGCCCAAUGGAUGAUCCAGGAUGAUCAUGCUUUGACAUCAUGUUAUUCACAGGAAAGGCAAAGGAACAAUUGCAGCAGCAUGGUGUGUCAGUGCACUUAUCUUGCCUCAACUUGCAGUUAGAUAUAGAUGACAGCUGCAGAAGUCACAGUUCACUGCUCCUACCAUAAAUAGCUGGGCACGGUCAGAUGAGCAAGCUUCAGUAAUGUGUCCUAUUGAAGGGGCCACUCCUAAAUAGACACGUUAAAUAACUAAUCUUCUGGUCCAACUGGUGGGGAGUUUGGAUGGUUUCCAAGAGUUGGCUGUUAUCUAGCAGAACUACUCUGUGUGCAUUGAAAACCAAAACCACAUGAGAAAUAAGAUCCUGGGGAUUUGUUACAAAUUCAAAAGUGCCUUUGAAAGGGUUUGUACCCCAUGGUCCUGAUCUACAGCCCAUUGCAGUCAAUGAGUCUUUUUAUUGACUUUAGGGUGCUUUGGACCAGGCACUAUAUGAGGAGACCUACUCCCAUUUUUGAGACGCGCUGAGGUGAAACUGUGUGCAAAUCGCAAAUUUUCCUGGCUUCAGAAUGAAGCGAGUGAAACAGUUUGGGGGCAGAAAGAGUUCCACUUGCAGUUUUCUUUCUUUCAUUUGUCAGAGCCUGGAACUCAUGGUAAAACUAGGAUUAGUAAGGGCAGAUGCGUGUCUGUGUGUGAACCCAUGUGGACCAAAACCAAAGAGAAUAUUUGCACAAGCCCCGGAAGAAGUAAGUUUCACACAGUUCAUUUUCAGGCCGUGAGGGGCAACUGAUCUGUAAAGUGCUCAGCACACAGGAGAGAAGCAGUCAGGCACAGGGUGUCACUAGAGCACAGAACAAUGCCUGCUCAAGCUAUUGAACAUCAUCUCUUGCUAGAUCAGCUGGGAUUCUUUCAGAGGAUCACUGUGGUUUCACAAGGGCAUGGACUCUAAGAGCUGACAAAACACUACAUUUUAUUUUCACCUGAUGAAAAUUCCAAAGGUUCCACACAGCAGUCACCAGCAUCCCUCAGGACAGAUGCUGAAACCUGUUCCCAGACUGAGUGCAGCUGGUAUGGCUUCCCCGUGUCUCCCUCGCAGAGAGCCACACACAAAUACCUUCUCGGUAGUGUUGUUCUUUGUCAGGUUGUAGAAUUUGGGGGUCAUUGUGAAUUUAUUCCACUAAGUGCCUGGGCACAUAGAGGGAAAGGUGACUAUCUAUUUAUGCUGCCUCGACUGUUGAAUGUUUCAGAUGUGGGGUAUGUUUUUUUUUCUUCUUUGUUUUUUAAUCUUUGUACUGUAUAGAUCCAGAACAACACCCCACAGCAAAGGGUUACAAAUUGUUUGGCUUAAAAAAGAGAGAGAGAAAGAACCAAGUGAUAAUGCUCAGUUAAUAAAUGCUCUGGUGUGGGAAAUGA
Chelonia mydas (Green sea turtle) is the source of this 6121-nucleotide messenger RNA. RefSeq names its product post-GPI attachment to proteins GalNAc transferase 4 (gene PGAP4). Gene Ontology annotation, biological process: GPI anchor biosynthetic process. Gene Ontology annotation, cellular component: Golgi membrane. Lineage: Eukaryota; Metazoa; Chordata; Testudines; Cheloniidae. Gene Ontology annotation, molecular function: glycosyltransferase activity. The record is from RefSeq and is a predicted model, not a curated record.